UGACGUCACUGACAAGCGCCAGGCGGCACGUUGGCCAAGCUUUCGGCGGGCUUCCGGGAGACCAAAAUGUCUAUGGCUAGUGAUUUCUACCUGCGCUACUACGUGGGGCACAAGGGCAAGUUUGGACAUGAGUUUCUAGAGUUCGAGUUUCGGCCGGACGGAAAGCUUAGAUAUGCCAACAAUAGCAAUUACAAAAAUGAUGUCAUGAUCAGGAAAGAGGCAUAUGUACAUAAGAGUGUAAUGGAAGAACUGAAGAGAAUUAUUGAUGAUAGUGAAAUUACAAAAGAAGAUGAUGCCCUGUGGCCUCCCCCUGACAGGGUUGGACGACAGGAACUUGAAAUUGUAAUUGGAGAUGAACACAUUUCUUUUACCACAUCAAAAAUAGGUUCUCUUAUUGAUGUAAAUCAGUCAAAGGAUCCUGAAGGCCUUCGAGUAUUUUACUAUUUGGUACAGGACUUGAAAUGUUUAGUUUUCAGUCUCAUUGGAUUACACUUCAAGAUUAAACCAAUUUAAACUGUGUUUUUGAAGCUCUUUGUAUAUUUAACUAAGGGAUAGGUAAGGGAGGGUUUAUUUGCCAUUUCUAAUACUGGGAUUUUUAUGAAUGUGAAACAAAACGUUUUUCUUGUACAUAAACUGAAUAUUGAAAAUAAAUGAAUAGGCUUAAUGAUUUUUCUCACUUGGGACCAAGGUUAGACAUCCCAUACACAUUAAAUUCUGUAAGUAAAAGUCACUUUUGUUGAAAUUUUGUUUUAAUAAAACAUCAAAGCCUG
Messenger RNA from Marmota monax (woodchuck), 770 nucleotides. RefSeq names its product mago homolog B, exon junction complex subunit (gene Magohb). The record is from RefSeq and is a predicted model, not a curated record. Gene Ontology annotation, biological process: RNA splicing. NCBI's taxonomy places the organism in Eukaryota, Metazoa, Chordata, Mammalia, Rodentia, Sciuridae. The transcript has 5 exons. The coding region runs from base 67 to 513 and encodes 148 amino acids. Gene Ontology annotation, cellular component: catalytic step 2 spliceosome; exon-exon junction complex; nucleus.